UUUACCUCUCUAUCGAAUUUAACUGAAGAGCAAGAUUCACUGGUGAAGAUGAGUGCAAAAAAGGGAUUGGAAUUUCUUCGUGCCGUUUCAAGCUACAUGACAAAAACAAACGGGUAUGAUCGGUGCUUGCAGCAGCUUCAAAUGGUCAGCGGAGGUGACGGAAGAUGUACGGCUGAGUUCAAAGUGGCGGAGGAGCACCUGAACCGCGCGGGAGGACUUCACGGGGGCUACACUGCAACCCUGGUGGAUGUUGUGACGACCUAUGCGCUGAUGACGAAGGACAACUGUCUGCCGGGGGUGUCGGUGGACAUUCAUGUGACCUACUUGAAAGCCGCCAAAGAAGGAGACGAUGUGAUCAUCGAUGCCAACACCAUUCGGGCCGGUAAGAACUUGGCCUUUCUAGAGUGCGAGCUCCGACACAAGAAGGAUAACUCGGUCAUUGCCCGGGGACAGCACACCAAAUACAUUGGAACAGGGAGCCCAAAAUCGCAAAAUUAAGAGUGAUAUUUAAGUGCAGUAUUUCUUUCUAAUAAUAGUACAAUAAAUAGGUUCAAAGGUAAUUCGAAAAGUGAAUAAAACUGUUUUUUUUAUUGAGUCGAA
Malaya genurostris is the source of this 600-nucleotide messenger RNA. Its product is annotated as acyl-coenzyme A thioesterase 13-like. The transcript has 2 exons. Bases 49 to 498 code for a protein of 149 amino acids. The record is from RefSeq and is a predicted model, not a curated record. Lineage: Eukaryota; Metazoa; Arthropoda; Insecta; Diptera; Culicidae. Gene Ontology annotation, molecular function: fatty acyl-CoA hydrolase activity.